This is a messenger RNA of Cryptococcus amylolentus CBS 6039, 571 nucleotides long. RefSeq lists its product as hypothetical. The coding region runs from base 113 to 571 and encodes 152 amino acids. NCBI's taxonomy places the organism in Eukaryota, Fungi, Basidiomycota, Tremellomycetes, Tremellales, Cryptococcaceae. The record is from RefSeq and is a predicted model, not a curated record. The transcript is spliced from 4 exons.
CUUCCUUCCCGAGUCUUACGACCUCUUCCGACGUAGGCCUGACCAACCCUUGCAGAUUCUGCGGCUGCACCUAUGCAAAGCUUGGGCGACUACAACGAACGGCGCGAUUCUCAUGAGGUGGAUCAAGGCCAACUGCGCAUUUGCCGCCACCGGCCCUUACUCCUCUCUCUAUAAGGACAUGGAUGGCUUUAUUGUGCGCUUUCAAUGUUAUCAGCAGCAGCUAGGCCUCGCAAUGGAGAUGCUCGUCGAUUGGGAAGCCGCGCAUCAUGUACCCCGAACUUGGGAAGCCAUUGUGAAUGCGAGGAACAACACUCCAUGGCGUCCCACACCAAGCAGCGCCACAUCAUCCAGCCGAUAUUCGCACUGUCCCUCUCCCUUCUUCAUCUACGCCGUCAAAGACAUCUUCGAGCUCAUCUCUCAUCUGCGCACGAAACCCUUGAUGGAGAUGCUGGGGGAUGUAGUGCCGGACUGGAGUAGCGGAUGCCACACGAGACCUGCCGAGGGUACCGUCAGAUUCUUCAAGGCCGGGACCCCUGUCUGUGUUGCGAGCAAUGUUCAACAAGGCAAGUGA